Messenger RNA from Coccidioides immitis RS, 492 nucleotides. Its product is annotated as NADH:ubiquinone oxidoreductase subunit. The record is from RefSeq and is a predicted model, not a curated record. The coding region runs from base 35 to 346 and encodes 103 amino acids. The transcript has 3 exons. Gene Ontology annotation, biological process: mitochondrial respiratory chain complex I assembly. NCBI's taxonomy places the organism in Eukaryota, Fungi, Ascomycota, Eurotiomycetes, Onygenales, Onygenaceae.
AAAGCUUGUAUCAGUCAAUUGAAACCAGGACGCAAUGGCUUCGGGAUACGGUACCUCUGGUGGCCCGUCGCGGUGCUUUCCCUUCUGGCAGGAGCUUCUCGCCUGCUACGUCGUCAACUCGGGAGAAGGAGAGAAUGGAAAGUUGAAGUGCGUGCCGGUAAUGGAGGACUACUACGAGUGCCUACACCACAAAAAGGAGGCUGCCAGAACGAGAGCGCUACAGAAUGCCUACCGCAAGGCCCUUGCCGCCCACCCGCGAGAAAACGUCCCGAGAGCAGAGCAGAUCAGUUCCCUAGGCUUGUUGGGCAAAGAGGAAGAUACAAAGUUGGUUUUAGAAUCGCGGUAACGGAGUUUUAUCUUUUCGAUUAUGUGAAAUAGAAGGAGUCGAUUUCCACCUAUUGCAUUUCUCUUUUCUCUGUGUAUAUCACCUCGACCUUCGCUCUCUUUUUCCCCACUUUUAACGAUUUCAAUGGAGAGAUUCUGGACAUUAUG